Nomia melanderi (Alkali bee) is the source of this 2577-nucleotide messenger RNA. RefSeq lists its product as uncharacterized. NCBI's taxonomy places the organism in Eukaryota, Metazoa, Arthropoda, Insecta, Hymenoptera, Halictidae. The record is from RefSeq and is a predicted model, not a curated record. Gene Ontology annotation, cellular component: nucleus; cytoplasm.
UGUCGUCGUGUAUUUUAAGACGCGGUCGGUUCGGUCAAUUGUUUUGCGGUCUCUUGGGUCGUACACCUGUCCGUCGUGAAGUUGCAGACGGGAGUAGGAAGGGGUUAUGGUCAAUAAACGCAACCACGUCACACGCAGCCUAUCGGCGACCCCGCUUGGCCCCUUAAAGUGGCUCCGAACGAAAAUCUUACAUGUCGGCCGAUAUUGCUUUUGUGCGUUUGUCUGUAGGAUAUCUUAAGAAAAACCGGACUAAUUGUCAUAGGAACGCCGUUAAGGGAUCCGUUUCACCGCGAGUAAGAUGCGAAUGUAAAAUGAAUUUGGUCUAAAACGCGGUUUAGCUUCACGGUGAGUUAAUCGUGCGUUUCAGUGAACUGACCGAAUUGCAUCCGCCAUUGUUGUGAUUGGUGAACGUUCCAGAGAAGACGGCGUUCUUAGAUUGGCGCGCAUGCGCCUAGCAUGCUACUUGACGACGCUCUUCUUUCGAAUUUUGGGAGACACGCACACACAAAGGAACACGACACAGGUACCAAAAAUUGAAUUAUUUUUCACAAUUUUUUCACUUAUCGCAACGAAGAAAGUGGUUAACGGAGUAUUUCGAAGAGGAUCGUUGGGUUGAUGUCCUUUCACUGCAUUAGCAACGUAAUUUUUCAGUCACUAGUGUCAGUGACACGGCCCGACGAAAAUUUUUAUUUAACAACGAUUUAAAAAUUAUACUUUGAAAAUUUAUCGCUGGUUACUAUAUUUUUAAACAUGCAAUGUAUUGCAAACAAAUAAUGUAGGCAUUAUUAAUUACGUAAUAGCAUACGUAUGAACACUUGGUCAAUACUUAAAAAAGGAGCAAGAAAUUCAACUGUAUACAACCAAAACGUAUGCAUAGAAUAUAUUUUGUGAAAAGUUUGAUAUUUAAAUCUUACAAAAAUGACAGUCCAUACAGAUGAUUGUACCUAUGGCGUACAUAAUUGUAUGUUAUGCCUAAGGUUAAAAAGAAAUCUUACCUUAAAAAGGUAAGGGAAAUGAGAGAAUAUAGACGACAAAAAUUAAGGACAGAGACAAUAGAAGAACGUGCUAUUAGAUUGUAUACUGCUGCAGAAAGGAUGAAGAACGCUAGGGCAAAAGAAACAGAGGAGCAGGCGGCGAUCAGAAGAAUGCAAGAGGCUCAACGAAUGGCUAGGCAUCGUGCUAAAAAGAAGCGUUGCUUGGAUGAAAAUUUAGCAAGAGAAAUAUCCAAAAUUGCUGAACUCUCAAAAAUGCCAGAUGCAGCGACUAUAGCACAAAUGUCAGAAAUGAAUAUGAACAAAAUUUCUGCAGAGCUCAAACAAAUGAUGGAGAGGGGGAAAGUACCAGAACACAUAGUUCAAAUGGCUCAACUCGCUGAAUUUAGCAAAAUGACUGAAUUAAAUAAAAUGUCUCAGGAUAUGGCUAAAAGAUAUGAAAUGGAAAAGAUGGCAGAAUAUGCUAAAACAACGGAAUAUAUGAAGAUGCAAGAAAUUGCAAAGAUGUCUGAAAUCGCUAAAAUGAAUGAAAUGGUGAAGCUUUCAGAGAUGGCUAAAUAUAAUGAUAUCACAAAGAUCAAUGAGAUCGCAAAAAUGAAUGAAAUGAUGAAAAUGUCUCAGAUGGCAAAGAUAAACGAAGUUCAAAGAAUGAACGAAAUAGCUAAACUAAAUGAAAUGGUAAAGAUGACAGAAAUGGCUAAAUAUAAUAAUGACAUAACCAAAUUAAAUGAAAUUGCACAAAUCAAUGAAAUGGCUAAAGAAAUUGCAAAGAUGAACGAAAAGACAAAAAUGAAUGAAAUGAUAAAAAUGGCAAACAUACAAAAUGAUAUAACAAAGAUGCCUGAAUAUUCCAAAAUGGCAGAGAUGGCAAAACUAACAGAGUUGGCAAAGUUAAAUGAAAUAACGAUAACAAAAUUAAAUGAGCCACCUCCACCAAAAGUACCAGAAAUUCCUCGAAUCCCUGAACCUGUGAUCACUGUGCCAAACCCAAGAAAUUUGCAGAAUGUUCAAACUGUACAAGUAGCACAGGCUAGCCCAUCCAGUACAAUAAACUUCCCUACUGUACCUGGACAGGGUAAAUAUGCUCAGUUACUGGUUAUAAUCGAAGAACUUGGAAGAGACAUUCGUCUUUCAUAUGCUGGAAGUCGCAGUGCAGCUGAACGCCUCAAGAUGGGUAUUCAACAUGCUAGAAUCCUUGUACGAGAAUGUUUACUGGAAACAGAGCAUAAUGCACGGCAAUGAUCUGCCAAUACACUUAGCGAUUAGAUUUUUAGCAGAUUAUUUUAGAUAAUGCUAUGUACAUUGUAUGGAGUACAGCAGUAUAUUUUAAAGGGAGUGUCUUAGCAUCCACAAAAAUGUGCAUAAAUGUCUAAUUCCUACUGUUUCAUAUUUUAUACGAAUUUAACAAUUGUAAGUUUAAUAAGAGAAAGUGUAAGAGCCUGGAAAAAUAAUAGUUAUUUAACUUACUGUCACUUUCAAUAAUAAUUAAACAGACUUUUUAGAAAGAAUGUACACUUUUGUGGAUGCCUAAAAAAAUUAAUCAAUUAAUAGUGCAUAAUAUUGGGUAUAAAUGAAAUAAAUGACA